AGUUAUUCCCCGAAAGCGACGACGAUCGGUUACAUUCUGAAUAAUAGAGAGACCACGAUGACGCUGACUCAGACGGAGUCCCAAUGGCUGCGCACUUUCAUACUGCCAAAGAUUCUGGCGAGCGGUCGACUGCUGGAUAACUACAGCGAGUCAAAGGCGGACACAUUCCGGGUGGGGGACAUCGAUGUAAAUGUGAUUGAUCCCAAGGAGGCCUUCAUGCUGACACUCUGCUAUCGCACAACCAUACGCUUUGAAUACGAUGGCCAUCGAUAUGAGCGGAUAAUGGUCGUCAAGAAAACUCCCAGGAUCCCACCGCAGAUGUACAAGUCAAUUCAGUUCGGAUUUCUCUUUGGCAAUGAAAUCGAAUUCUACACGAAAAUUCUGCCCCAAAUGCAAAAGGCGGGUGGAAGGUUUUCGGCUCCCAAGUAUUACUACAGCGAACUGAAUCCCUCAUCGGCUAUGGUCAUUCUCAGUGACUUUGCUGAGGAUGGCUGGAGGGUGACCAAAGACAGGGUGGGACUCAGCCUGGAGCAUGCUCGGGUGGCAGUAAAGAAUUUGGGCAAGUUCCAUGGCUUUACGUACGCCAUUAAGCACAAGAAUCCGGAACAGUUUCAGAAUAUGGUCAAAAAUCUCAGGGAAGCUCGAUUUUCCAAUGACAAAAUGCAUCCCGCCUUCCUGUUGAAGCAGAAGACAAGUGUGAGACGCGCUGCUCAGGCUGUGGUCACUUACCAGCCCCAAGUUGAUGAGGAUUUUGUGAAGAACUUCGGUCUGUUGACAGCCGAUUACACAAAGUUUGGUCGCCAACGUUUGGCGCCCCGGGAGCCGCUGGCCACUCUCUGUCACGGUGACUAUGUGCGGAAUAAUGUUGCCUACAAGUACGAUGACAAGGAGGAGCCACUGGCAAUCAUGAUGUUCGACUACCAGACGCUGCGGGUGUCCUCGCCCAUGAUAGAUUUGUCCGUUUUCUUGGCCCUCUCCGUCUUUGCGGAUGUGCGCUUCACACAUUUCGAUAGCAUUUUCGACGACUACUGCUCGGCUCUGUACGACAGCUAUAGGAAGCACACGAAGGACGAGGUGCCACAGUUUAUGAACCGAACGGAGCUUCUGAAGGAGUACAUUCGCUUCCUGCCGUUUAGUACGUCCAUCACGGCUUACUUCCUCUUCUCACUCGUUGAACCGUCUGGCUUAUCGUCGGAGGAAUUUAUCAACCUCCAGGUGUCGGACGAGGAAAUUAUUGAGAAGACUAUGACAUCAGGCGGGGAAAUAGUGGACCGGGAAAUCGCUCAUCAAAUGAAGGAAAUGUUUGAGUUGAGUCGAACAUACAAUGUCCCAAUCGACGAUGUGAUGCCCAAUAUCCAAUCAAUUGUUAUUAUUUAACUCGAUAAAUAUGUUCCAAUUA
Molecule: messenger RNA, 1399 nt
Organism: Drosophila guanche
Lineage: Eukaryota; Metazoa; Arthropoda; Insecta; Diptera; Drosophilidae
Exons: 3
Coding region: 58-1377 (439 amino acids)
Source: RefSeq, a predicted model, not a curated record